AUGGCAAGCCCUUUGAUGGAGGAUCUCGAGGCUCUCCAGGACGUACACUCCGAGCCCGAGGAGUCCCCGGAGGAGGUCGCUCCUCCGAGCUCCCGCGGCUGGGUGAAGAAGGUGGGUUUGGCAGCGGCUCUGCUCGGGCUCCUAGGGCUUGCGGGCCUGGCGGGCACGCAGCACUUCGGCGCCUUCCAGGGCCACGCAUCCCUUGGCUUGAAGACGGCGUCGAAAGUGAUGAUUUACAAAGAUGUGCUCACCGGAGAUGAGAUGAUCACUGACAACUACGAACUCACGGAGGCCUUCAAUGGCGCUGCCCUGACAGCGAAGUCAAGUUUGGAGGACGGCAACGAGGGGGAGAAGGUGUUGAACAUUCCGAAGCACUUCCAUCUGCAAGAGAUGGAGCUGCCCAAGAAAGACUUCAUGCUCUGGGCGAAGGAUUACAUGAAGAAACUUCUCCCGAAGCUCCAGAAGGACGACCCAGACCGUGUCGCCGACUUCAAGAGGGGCGCAACGGACAUGAUCAAGUUCGUCAUGAGCAAGUAUGAUGAAUUCCAGCUCUUCGCUGGGUCCGGCCCAGAUCCACUUGAAGGCGGCCCCGCCAUGGCUUACACGAAAGAGGGGGAUCUCACGCCUACCUUCUACUUCUUCAAAGACGGCCUCAAGGGGGUGAAAUACUAG
Messenger RNA from Symbiodinium natans, 672 nucleotides. NCBI's taxonomy places the organism in Eukaryota, Dinophyceae, Suessiales, Symbiodiniaceae. The record is from the annotation of a GenBank genome assembly.